AUGGAAGAAGAGGUCGACAAUCGAUUGCCCUUCCUAGACGUACAGGUCACAAAACUGUCUGACGGGAAUAUAAAGACAACGGUCUACGGUAAGGCUACUAACACUAGGCGCAUCCUCCACUUCAGAAGCAACCACCCCGUCGGUGACAAACGCAGUUGUGUCAGGACCCUUUUCCAACGCGCCCAAACACACUGCAGUGACGACGAUGACAGGAAGAAGGAGGUGAAGUACUUGCGUGCCCUAUUUGAAGCCAACGGUUACCCGAGGUCGUUCAUACGCAGGUGUCUCAGGAAGUCCCACUCUGGGCGGUCGAACGAGGAGAAACCAAAGUUUUGGCUCUCGAUCCCCUAUGUGAAGAAUGUUUCAGAGGCAACUUCAAGAAUUCUGAAACCAUUUGGAAUCGGUGUGGCCCAUAAACCAGCAUCAACAAUCAGACAGCAGAUAAUGAGGCCCAAAGACCCGCUGCCGGUGACAGAACAAUCAGCAGUGGUUUACAGCAUACCAUGCCAAGAUUGUGAUGCAAGGUAUGUUGGUGAGACAGGGAAACGCCUCGGUACAAGAUUGCAUGAGCAUCAGCUUGCAAUUAACCGCAAGGAUAAGCUGUCGUUGGUGUAUGGCCACACACUGGAACGGACCCACAAUUUCGCUUUCGAGAAAACGCGGGUGAUCGGUCGAGCCAAUGACAAAAUGGCCAGACUGAUGCUGGAAAGUUGGUCCUCAACUGGCACCCUCAGCCGGGCCAUAGACCUACAUCCCGCCUAUCAAGCGGUUCGCGCGAGGCUCGAAUCAGUCCGGGCAAGGCCAAUGGCACGGAUGAAAGGAAUCACACGGGGCCGACUAUUGACGCUGUCGGAGAGGGAAGGCGCUGACCGAAAGUCACGUGAACGGAGUGGCACGCUAUCUCACGGACGUACUCGCGAGGCCGGAAAAACCACGCCUGAGGAGCUACGAUCGAUCAGCCGGCCGUCUGACGAGGGGGAGGCCAACGAGCACGCCGACGCGGCGGCAACCACGUCAGGCGUGAGGGAGACACAAGGCACGCCAGUCCGCCAAUGGCUGAGUUCAGCGAGGCCACAAUCAGCCAAUGGAAAGCAGGCUAACCAACGUGCGUGCGCUGGGCACGGUUAUAACACGAGGAAGGCGGCAAGGCUGAACAAACCAAGGCCCGCAGGAAACGCCAGCGACCGACUCUGA
Molecule: messenger RNA, 1194 nt
Organism: Spirometra erinaceieuropaei
Lineage: Eukaryota; Metazoa; Platyhelminthes; Cestoda; Diphyllobothriidea; Diphyllobothriidae
Source: the annotation of a GenBank genome assembly